ACUAUCGCCUCGAAGACAUUCUCGUGGUGUGCCCAGGUUGCGACAACAAAUAAUGCAGAUGCCACCCAAACUCCUGUCGCUGGCGGAUAUGCAUUCUCUGCCCGAGAUAAUGUUGAGCUACCCAGCCCGUCUACUUUGUCAACGAUCGUUGUGCGAUCGCUCAGCUCAGCAUCUGGGUCUGCCACUGAAAGUCACAAGCCCUCACCAUCCGUUUGUGGAAAUCGAGCUGACCUAGGUAACUUCACGUUGAGUGUGAGUCCCAGCUGUUCCCUUCCCCCCUGGUGAUACUUCAUUUAUAGGCGUGACUAACUUUGAAUCAGUUUGACGAUAUUCCACCCCUUGGAGUUGGUUCCGGCGUUGAUCCUCAUGACGUUGAUCCGAUGCCACUGUUCAGCCCUUACCAUCGUUUCUAUUUCUCCCAGGGGUUCAACGUCAACCCACCACCACCUGGUCCAUUUGAUCCCUCUUCUGGAAGUCUGAUGAUCCAAUUUACGCCAUCGUCAAUUUCAAACCUGACUGAGCCAGAUCUUCCGGCGGACACAGCACAAUUCAGUGUCGGGCCUGAAACAUCCUCCAACUGCUUCUCAUUUGACUUCUACAGCUUUGACCUUGGUUGUGCUUCCACUAAGCCUUCUUGCAGCUUCAACUUCACAGGUCUACGAUUCGAUGAAGAAACUCAGCAGGAGAAGGAAGUGGCCUCGGCGACAAUUGAUGUCCCAGCAUGUGCCGAAGCGGAUCAUUGCCAGCUCACUCCUGUCGGAUUCCUAGGCUUCCACCAGCUGACAUCCGUCCAAAUCGGCAUGAAGGUGGACGGUGAAGCCAAGACUUGGUGGGCGGACGACCUCUCCCUCGGAUGGUCUGACAACGAGUGCGAGAAGGCUGUUUGCCGAUCCAAGGUCCGCGACGCUGUCCACAAACGCGAUGGUGUCUCCAAUAGCCGACGGGCAAUCUCUAGACCUUUAGACUUUGCGCUGUUCCGUGGUUGAAGAGCAGCACCAGUGUGCUAUUGGGUGGGAAUUCUGUGCACUUUAACUAAUCUGCUGCCUAUCGGGAAUUUUUCUUGAGAUGUAAUGAAGUUCUCAUUAUAGGUAAGGUUA
Messenger RNA from Hypoxylon fragiforme, 1097 nucleotides. RefSeq lists its product as uncharacterized. The record is from RefSeq and is a predicted model, not a curated record. Lineage: Eukaryota; Fungi; Ascomycota; Sordariomycetes; Xylariales; Hypoxylaceae. The transcript has a single exon. Bases 381 to 986 code for a protein of 201 amino acids.